Myxozyma melibiosi is the source of this 1092-nucleotide messenger RNA. RefSeq lists its product as uncharacterized. Gene Ontology annotation, biological process: mRNA splicing, via spliceosome. The record is from RefSeq and is a predicted model, not a curated record. Gene Ontology annotation, molecular function: RNA binding. NCBI's taxonomy places the organism in Eukaryota, Fungi, Ascomycota, Lipomycetes, Lipomycetales, Lipomycetaceae. Gene Ontology annotation, cellular component: U2 snRNP; U2-type spliceosomal complex. The coding region runs from base 111 to 1073 and encodes 320 amino acids. The transcript is spliced from 4 exons.
UCGCGAUUUAACUCGAUGACCAUGAAACUCCCAAGGCGCGGCUCAUUACAGAACAACGACAGAACCUUUUUCCAUUCAAAACACCAACAUUCAAUAUAUUUACAACAAAAAUGUCCGGAAAACGAAAGCCAAGCCCCGAAGCGGACACCACUAACCCACCUCAGAAGAAACUAUCGAGACCAACAACAACUCCACAACCUCGUAAAAACACAGCAGUCUACGUCACGAAUCUGCCCCGCGACGUAACCGUUGCCGAAAUCGACUCUGUAUUUUCCCGCUUUGGAUUGAUUGCCGAGGAUCUUGCAACGGGCGAGAAACGCAUAAAGUUAUAUACCGAGGAUGACGGCAAGACAUUGAAAGGCGACGCUCUGGUGGUCUACUUCAAGAGCGAAAGCGUGUCUUUGGCCGUUGAUAUGCUGGACGAGACGGAGUUUCGCCUGGGAAAGCAGAGUACAGGGGAAAAGAUCCAUGUGCAGCCAGCUGAUAUGAACUACAAAGUCGAAAAAGAACCACAGCCAGUCCAACAGCGCUCGGCACGCGAAAAGCGAGAGCUUCAGCAAAGGGCUCAAAAGAUGAAUAAUAAGCUAGCAGCUUGGGACGACGAGGAGCUGGAACUGAUCGAGGAACAACAACGACAAAAUAAUGCGCUUGCUAAACGCUUCAGCAAGGUCGUGAUUCUUAAACAUGUCUUUACUCUCAAAGAGCUUGAGGAGGAUAUUACUGCCGCGCUUGACAUCAAAGAAGACAUCCGCGAGGGCUGCGAGGAGAUCGGUCCUGUUACUAGCGUGAUUCUGUAUGAUCUUGAAAGAGACGGCGUGAUGAGUGUGCGAUUUCAAAAGGAAGAGGACGCAAAGGAGUGUGUGCGUCGCAUGGACGGGCGAUUUUUCUCAGGAAGACGACUUGAGGCCGCACUGUACGACGGACUCGCGCGGUAUAAAAAGUCUGGUAAGAAGAGUGGGGCGACUGACGAGGAUGGUGAAAAAGAGGAAGAGGAGCGUUUGAAGAAGUUUGGAGAAUGGCUCGAAAGUGGCGCGGCGGAUGCCGAAGAUGAAGGUGAAUGGCAUGACGAUUAAUCGUUUUUCUAAUACAGUU